This is a messenger RNA of Bombina bombina (fire-bellied toad), 2944 nucleotides long. RefSeq names its product DAB adaptor protein 1 (gene DAB1). Lineage: Eukaryota; Metazoa; Chordata; Amphibia; Anura; Bombinatoridae. The record is from RefSeq and is a predicted model, not a curated record. Gene Ontology annotation, biological process: lateral motor column neuron migration; ventral spinal cord development. The coding region runs from base 103 to 1779 and encodes 558 amino acids. The transcript has 15 exons.
AAUAUUGCUUCUGAAGGGCUAAGCUAUUCUGUUGGAGAACUGCCCUAAAUGAGCCUGACUAAGAUACUGGAUUGGUGUGAAGUGGAAUAAGGAUAUAAUAGGAUGUCAACUGAGACAGAACUUCAAGUGGCUGUUAAAACCAGCACGAAGAAAGAUUCCAAAAAGAAAGGUCAGGACCGCAGCGAAGCCAGUUUGAUAAAAAGGUUUAAAGGGGACGGUGUUCGGUACAAAGCAAAGCUAAUUGGAAUUGAUGAAGUUUCAGCAGCCAGAGGAGACAAGCUAUGCCAGGAUUCAAUGAUGAAACUCAAGGGCAUUGCUGCUGGUGCCCGUUCAAAAGGAGAACACAAACAGAAAGUUUUUUUGACGGUUUCUUUUGGAGGAAUCAAAAUCUUUGAUGAAAAGACAGGUAAUCUACAACAUCAUCAUGCGGUGCAUGAAAUUUCGUAUAUUGCCAAGGACAUCACAGACCAUCGGGCGUUUGGAUAUGUUUGUGGGAAAGAGGGAAACCAUAGAUUUGUGGCAAUAAAAACGGCUCAGGCAGCAGAGCCUGUAAUUUUGGAUUUGCGAGAUCUGUUCCAGCUUAUCUAUGAACUGAAACAGAGGGAAGAAAUUGAAAAAAAAGCACAAAAAGACAAGCAAUGUGAACAAGCAGUAUAUCAGACAAUUUUGGAAGAAGAUGUAGAAGAUCCUGUGUACCAGUACAUAGUAUUUGAGGCUGGACAUGAAUCCAUACGUGACCCAGAUACUGAAGAAAGCAUUUACCAGGUUCCUACCAGCCAUAAGAAAGAGGGUGUUUAUGAUGUGCCAAAAAGUCAACCUAUAAGUAAUGGAGACUUAAUACAUUUUGAUGAAAGUCCCUCUGAAGUCAUCAAGGCUGUUACUCAAUUAGCGCUUUUCGGAGAUAUGUCUACUCCGCCUGAUGUAACGUCUCCUUCUACGCCUGCGACUCCAGGUGAUGUUUUUAUGUCAUGUACGCCCCAGCUACACCCCGCCACUGCUCACAUGUUCGGAACUCUUUGUUCGCUGCCAUCAGGUUAUGUUGCAAUGGGAGCUGUCCAACCAUCCUUCUGGGGACAACAACCUUUAGUUUCACCACAAAUGGUCCUGGGAGGCCAGCCUCAGGUUAUGCAGGGAAGCCAAACAAUGACUUGGGCUCCUCCGGGCCUUUAUCCUGCUACUCAGCAACAGCCAUGGCCAACUUUACCUGGCCAGUACCCACCCACUGCCUUCAUGCCAACACAAACUGUUUUGCCUUUUCAAACAGCCAUGUUUCAAGGUACCACCACCCCAGUAGCCGCUGUUCAACCAUCCAGUGACUCUGUGCGGUCAAGUCCACUGAGACCAGGACAGAAAUUAGGGAAAGAAAUGUUUAAAGAUUUUCAGAUGGUAAAUCCUCCUCCAGUGCCAUCACGGCAGCCAGAUCAGCCUUCCCUCUUAUGUACCUCAGAGGCCUUCUCAAGUUAUUUUGAUAAAGUUGGGUUGGCGCAGGAUGUAGACGACUGUGAUGACUUUGAUAUCUCACAAUUAAAUUUAACUCCUAUGACUUCCACCUCGCCAUCUACCAAUUCACCGCCAACGCCGGCUCCGAGGCACAGUUCUCCCUCAAAAUCCUCAGUAUCUCACACAAGUGAUCCCAAUGCAGAUGACAUCUUUGAAGAAGGCUUUGAUAGUCCUAGUAAAAGUGAAGAAAAAGAAGCUCCUGAUGCGUCUCAGGAUUCACCCAGCACUGACCUUGGUGAGCCCUCGGGGGAUAACAUGACUCCCCAAGUUGGUAGCUAGAUAGCACUGGUGUGAUCGGAUCAGGAGAGAUUAUCUAUGCCCAGAUCAAAAGACCUCCGAAAUGUGCUUCAAGGUUCGACUAAAUACCUGACUGGUUCCUGAAACUUGCAACAUCGUAUCAAUAGACCAUAACAAUGGGUUUUACCAGUAUACAGAACAAAGGCUUUUCAUGGCAAAGGCACAGCACAGACUCUCUAACACAGAUUUACCAGAAAUCUUUGCAAAGGAAGUUGGUUUACUAUCUUUUGAUCAUCUGCUUCAUGGAAGAGGACAUCCAUUGAAUACUUUUAUUGGGUUAUUUUUUAUUUGAUUAAAAAAACUCUAUAUAGCCGCAGUAUCACGUUGGAUUACGGGACAAAUUUUGCACUGGUUUUUUUUCUAUUGAUAUUUUCAUAAUAACACCCAAAAAUAAGGGUUAUUUGUUGACAGUAAGCAAAUAUUUUUAUUUUGCAUCUAUUAACAAGAUUUUUUUUUUUUUUGAUGGGGCAGGGAUAAUAUCUUUCACAAGCCUGGUUAUGAUAGAAAAUGCAAUUAUACCAAUUUUUGUAUCGCUUUCUCUUUGGCCUUUGAAACUGUGGAGGACAAAUAACAUUGGUCUUUGUUGAGUGGAAACCGGAAGUUGCACGUGCUGAAGGACGUAUUGAGAAAGACAGAUUUAAGGAGAUAAAAAACAUUGGGGGUUUACUUCCUUCUCACAUAUCUUGCUGCUGUAAUACUAUGCAGACAAGGGGAUUCCUCAUCAUGCGUGCCAUUUUUAAAGACAGAUUUGCCUAAAUAAUCUGCAACAUUUCUGAAUCUUGGAUUCAGAUGAAAAAGACUUUGCCCUGGGACAUUAGAGGCAUGAAUUUUGCUAUAAAAAUGAAAUAUGCGAUUAAAUUACCCAUCUCUGUCUCUUUUGUACAUUAGAAAAAAAAUGAAUUUUUAUUUUAUAAUCGUAACAUUAAAUUCUUCUUGGAAAAGGCUUUAAGUACAUAACAUAAACAAUUGCAGAUUUUGUAAAUAUCAGUAUUAUGACAAAUGUUUUCAUAUUGCCAUUACACUGUAGCAAAGAUAGACAAUUUCAGUGGUUGGAAGGUAUGUCAUUUUAAGGUUUAAAUUCACAAGUUUUUCAAGUGCAGAGUAAUUAGCUUGUCCGAAACUAAUAAACUGAAUGGGGAUCCUUGUA